This is a messenger RNA of Mugil cephalus (flathead mullet), 1054 nucleotides long. It is a transcript of the gene krtcap2, whose product is annotated as keratinocyte associated protein 2. The record is from RefSeq and is a predicted model, not a curated record. The coding region runs from base 161 to 571 and encodes 136 amino acids. Lineage: Eukaryota; Metazoa; Chordata; Actinopteri; Mugiliformes; Mugilidae. The transcript has 5 exons.
GUAGGCCCAGGGGGUGGGGCAAUAAUGGAAGGAGGGGGCGGGGGCACAUCGACUGAGUCCGGUAGAAGACCAGUCACCACUAGGACUAAUAGCCGGCUCUACGAAGUUCAACCUAAUUCACCUGUGUUUUAAUCACGAGAACUCGAGUUUAACAUAAAUCAUGGCUGUGAAUACAGGUACUUCUCUAGUGCUGUCCAGUCUGCUGUCAGUGCUGGUGUUUGCUGGGAUGCAGAUGUUCAGUAAACAGCUGGGAUCAACUGAGUGGCUCACCAUCCUGGGAGGUUUCCUCGGCUCAGUCCUCUUCAUCUGCUCCCUCACUGCAUUUAAUAAUCUGGAAAACCUGAUUUUUGGGAAGGGAUUCCAAGCCAAGAUUUUCCCAGAAAUUCUGUUGUGCCUGUUCCUGUCACUGUUUGCCUCUGGUCUGGUGCACCGUGUCUGUGUCACCACAUGCUUGAUAUUCUCCCUCUUCGCCCUGUACUACAUCAACAAAGUAUCUGCUGCCCUCUACCAAGCACCUGUUCCUGCAGUCACGCCAGCUAAGGCUGCCAGCAAGGGCAAGAGGAAGAAUUGAUGCAUCCACUCAACCAGUCAACAUUAUCCAGGUGCUGAUGGUCAUUGCAGUACAACUGUGGCAUAUUUUUGGAACAAUACCUUCUUAAAUACACAACCCAUAGGUUGUAUCCUUCAACUACUUUUUCUAAAUUUGCUUUGGAAAUAUUUCAUGAGGAAUGGUGAUUUCACAGGCUACAUGGACUUUACACCAGAUGUCAUACUAUGUUUUUAGUUUUUUUUCCUUUUUUCUUUUUCUUUUUCUUUUUUUUUUUUUUUUUUUACAGGGACUUUGAAUUUGAUUCACAAAAUUCUGUCCCAGUAGACAUGAAGCCAUGCAGGUUGCUGAACAACUCUUCCUACAUUCCAUUCAAGCCAUUUUCCUCAGCACUCUUUUUAAUCUGGUUGCAAAGAGAUUAGAACAUCAUGUCACCUGUACAUUGAUCAGCACUUCGAGUUGCUUUUUUUGUUUAAUUCAUUUUGUAAUUAAACUUUGUGAAACACU